AACCCCUUUUUCUCAAGGAUUUUGUUUGUUUGUAAACCGCCGACCCAACAGGGCGAGUGAGGUUCUCCCCCGACUCGUGCUCUGGCUCUGCCUCUGGCCGGCUGGUUCUCGUGCGCAUGCGCGCCUUGUAUGGGAGGAAGGCCCCCUCAGGCGGCGCAGUGGGCAGCCCCCGAGCUGGGCCCUGCAGUGGCGGUGGCAGCAGCCGCAGCAAUAGCGAAGCGGGGAGCGGCGGCGGCGGCCCUUCGUCUGCGGGGCGCCUCGCUUGCUGGGGCAGCCCUCCCUCUCUCCGCGCGGGCCCGGCUGGAGCUGCUAAGGAUUGCCUCCUAGGAUCCCUCUAAGUCCACAUCGCCAAAGAUGGCAAACUCGGCUGGUGUUACUGGCGUGCGUCUGAGCAGGGGCCAGCUGCCUGGUUGGUUGGGAACGCGACAGAUGUGUGAUAAAUCCGCAAAACGCUGAGCCUGCCAGAAAGCAGCUCUGCCUAAUAGGAACCAGAUGCGUCGCAAGUUUAUCCACGAGACGUGUGUGGCUGACUUAUCAGGCCGAGCCUCUUCCUGCAACGCGCACUCAAACUUUGAAAGAGUACGGACCCGCCUCGGAUAUGAGUGACUCUACCACAGCCGGGCCAUCAGGGGAAGCGUCGGAGGAGGCGUCGGUGGCAGGGCCGCCGCCCCAAGGAAAUGGCGGGGGGACGACGGCCCUCGGGGUCAUCACGGAGGGCGUCGGCGAGCUGCCGGUCAUCGACCCGGAGGUGGCCCAGAAGGCCUGCGAGGAGGUCCUGGAGAAGGUCAAGCUGAUGCACUGCAUCGCGGGGGACGGCUCCAUCCGGCUGGCGGACAGCGGGGCGGCCUGCGCCCGCCGGCCCGGCCUGGCCCUGCCCAACGGCAGCCUGGGCGGGGAGUACUGCGAGAUCAAGUGCCUGGACGACCCGCCCGACAAGAUCCAGGAGGAGGAGGAGGAGCGGGCGCCCCACUCGGUGAAGAGUGCCCGGCGGCGCCAGAAGAACAACUCGGCCAAGCAGUCGUGGCUGCUUCGGCUCUUUGAGUCGAAGCUCUUCGACAUCUCCAUGGCCAUCUCCUACCUGUACAACUCCAAGGAGCCCGGGGUGCAGGCCUACAUCGGCAACCGGCUCUUCUGCUUCCGCAACGAGGAGGUGGACUUCUACCUGCCCCAGCUGCUGAACAUGUACAUCCACAUGGAUGAGGACGUGGGGGACGCCAUCAAGCCCUACAUCGUCCACCGCUGCCGGCAGAGCAUCAACUUCUCCCUCCAGUGCGCCCUGCUGCUGGGGGCCUACUCCUCGGACAUGCACAUCUCCACCCAGCGCCACUCACGGGGGACCAAGCUCCGCAAGCUCAUCCUCUCGGACGAGCUCAAGCCCGCCCACCGCAGCAAGAAGGAGCUGCCCUCUCUCGGCCCCGCCCCCGACACGGGGCUCUCCCCCUCCAAGCGGACUCACCAGAGGUCCAAGUCAGACGCCACGGUCAGCAUCAGCCUCAGCAGCAACCUCAAGCGGACGGCCAGCAACCCCAAAGUGGAGAACGACGAAGAGCCUGUCCGCCUCGCCCCAGAGAGAGAAUUCAUCAAGUCGCUCAUGGCCAUCGGGAAGCGCCUGACGACGCUGCCGACCAAGGAGCAGAAGACGCAGCGGCUCAUCUCGGAGCUCUCCCUGCUCAACCAUAAACUGCCAGCCCGUGUCUGGCUCCCCACCGCCGGCUUUGACCACCACGUGGUGCGGGUCCCGCACACCCAGGCUGUCGUGCUGAACUCCAAGGACAAGGCGCCUUAUCUAAUCUAUGUAGAAGUACUUGAAUGUGAAAACUUCGACACCACUAACGUUCCGGCCCGGAUCCCGGAGAACCGCAUCCGCAGCACACGGUCCGUGGAGAACCUUCCGGAAUGUGGGAUCACGCACGAGCAGAGGGCCAGCAGCUUCACCACUGUCCCCAACUACGACAACGACGACGAGGCUUGGUCUGUGGAUGACAUCGGGGAGCUGCAAGUGGAGCUUCCAGAGAUGCACACCAACAGCUGCGACAACAUCUCCCAGUUCUCAGUGGACAGCAUCACUAGUCAAGAGAGCAAAGAGCCGGUCUUUAUCGCUGCUGGAGAUAUCAGGCGGCGCCUCUCGGAGCAACUGGCCCACACUCCGACGUCGUUCAAGAGGGACCCCGAGGACCCAUCUGCUGUCGCCCUGAAGGAGCCGUGGCAGGAGAAAGUCAGACGGAUCCGGGAGGGCUCCCCGUACGGCCACCUCCCAAACUGGCGCCUCCUUUCUGUGAUUGUGAAGUGCGGAGACGAUCUCCGGCAAGAACUUCUCGCGUUCCAGGUUCUCAAACAGCUGCAGUCCAUCUGGGAGCAGGAGCGCGUCCCCCUGUGGAUCAAGCCAUACAAAAUCCUCGUCAUCUCGGCCGACAGUGGCAUGAUUGAGCCGGUGGUCAACGCCGUCUCCAUCCACCAGGUCAAGAAGCAAUCCCAGCUCUCCCUGUUGGACUAUUUCCUGCAGGAGCAUGGGAACUACACGACAGAGGCCUUCCUGUCUGCCCAGCGGAACUUCGUGCAGAGCUGUGCUGGCUACUGCCUGGUCUGCUACCUGCUGCAGGUUAAGGACAGGCACAAUGGCAAUAUCUUGCUGGAUGCAGAGGGACACAUCAUCCACAUAGACUUCGGCUUCAUCCUUUCCAGCUCCCCCCGGAACCUCGGUUUCGAGACGUCUGCCUUCAAGCUCACCACAGAGUUUGUUGAUGUGAUGGGAGGCCUGAACGGCGACAUGUUCAACUACUACAAGAUGCUCAUGUUGCAGGGCCUCAUCGCGGCUCGGAAGCACAUGGAGAAAGUCGUGCAGAUUGUGGAGAUCAUGCAGCAAGUUUGUCCCGCAGGUUGCCAGCGAUGCGUGGGCGAAAUGCAGCAGGGUCAGGUUCCUACGGUAGUUCAGGUCAUCUGCUCCCAGCUGCCCUGCUUCCACGGCUCCAGCACCAUCCGCAACCUCAAGGAGCGUUUCCACAUGAACAUGACGGAGGAGCAGCUGCAGCUCCUGAUCGAGCAGAUGGUGGACGGCAGCAUGCGCUCCAUCACCACCAAACUCUACGACGGCUUCCAGUACCUCACCAACGGCAUCAUGUGACCGAGCGGCGGCGGCCCCGCCCGGCGCCCUCCCCACUUCCCCAGCCAGAGUCCGGGGAGCCUUCCCAGGAGGAGGGACAGGGGGCCGUCCUCCCUCCUCCUCCUCCUCCUCCUCCUCCCCCUCCCUCCUCCUCCUCCUCCUCCUCCUCCUCCUCCUCCUCCCUCCUCCUCCUGCUGCUGCUGCAGUGGCCCAGGAGCCCCGGAUCGUGGCCCUCUUGAACUGGGCGCUGCGUUGACGACGUUUCUCUUAGACACUGGUGGGAGGCACGGAAGCCGCGAGCCCCCUCGCCCAUCGAAACGUCUCUAUAUAUCCCCCCCCCGCCCGCCCCACCAUGUGAAAUGCAAACGGAUCAUGAUCUUUAAAACUGUCGAGACUUUCUAGAGCAGGGACAGAGCCUCGGAUCUCUGCACGUCAGGAGAAGCAGCAGCCAGCCAUGUUGUGCGUCUGUCCCUCGUCCUCCUUCCUCCCCAGAUUCUUUUUGUUUCAGUAUUAUACCUCCUGUGACGCCAUCCGAUUCCCCCCCCCCCCCGCCGCCCCCAGUGGUAUCACAAAUGUUUGGGUUAGGGCAGGCAGGGAGAGAGAGAAGAGGUUUUACCCUUGCAGUGGGGCUGGGAAAUCUGGCUCUUCCGCGCCUGCUCCCUCCUUGAAUGCCACUGAGGUGAAUGUCUUUCCUCUGCCUCUCCAGCCUGCGAUCUUCUGGGUCGUGGGCCUUUCUCUCGAUGCUCCAAACCCCCUUUCUCCCCCGUAGCCCACCUUCUUUUCUGCACACUUAAUACAAGGUGUCGUUUCGGAGCUGCACAACCCUUGGGCUUGCAUUUCUAAGAGCGCCGCCGUUUAUGGACACAGCACCUUUAAAAUGACAACCAAAAACUGGCACUCCAUAUGAUUUUCUGUCGAAGCUCAGGCUUCUGACUUGCACCUCCCUUGAUUUUUUUAAAAAAUUCGGACACCGUUCACGAUUUGGUGAAGCCUUGUCAUGAUACUUUAGACUUGCUUAACUGCAUCCUCAGUCUGAUCUGCAGAGACCCCCCAGCCCAGCUGGAGGCUUGUUUUUAAGAACAGCAACCAAUUAUAAAGGCUAAGUGGUGGGUGUCACCUCAUUAGCACUGGGGCACUAAACGUUUCCCCCCACUUUCUAGUGAAUUUUGGACAUCAUGUUCUACUUGUGCAAUUGAGCGACCCAGCUCUUGUCUUCUCUCUCUCACCACCACAUCCUGACCCCAUCUGUCCUCUCCUUUGUAACCAUCGCCCCAGUUUACAGCUUCCAGCAGAGUGAAGCACCAAGGUUGGACCCAUGUCCCCACCGUCACUGCCAGGACACCUGGCAGCCACGUCUUCUAACUAGUUGGGGGCCCCCUCCAGCCCUCUGGGCGUUAGUGCCUUCUCCAUUUUCGCUGGCGAUAGUGAACGUGUUGCGGUCCGCCCUCCUUAAAAAGCCACUACCGUUGAGUGCGAAAAGGUAUUCUGUACAGUAUCGGGGAGCAGCUCCUGAAAACAUGAAUGUCUUUUGCAAUAUGGAUUGUGGAAUUAAUUCCACCAAUAUAUGUGUGUGGGGGGGGGUAGGGUUAUUGUCUCUUAAUUCUCCCCCACCCCCAAGAACUUUUCUGGUUGGUACUUGACCCACGGAGAACGUGCUCUCUUCCUGUAUUCUCUGGGUGAAAAAGUCAUGUUUCCAUGUAUUCAAAUAAGAAAUCCCCAUCUCCUGGUUUGGGGGGGGGGCAGAAUAAUGCCAUGUGGUCGGGGGAUGCAUGUAUGUGUGUGUGUCCCCCCCCGUACAAUUGUCUCAGUUUCUCCUCCCCAGAUCUUUUUCUCUGUGUGUGUGUUUUCUCUCUCCCCUGCCCCCCGGCUUUGUACCAGAUUCGUUUGUGUGGCACUUACAAUUCACCACCGUGCUGAAUUCUACUGUGUGUAAAAUGAGGCAUUAGGGAGAGGGAUCCAAACCACGUGGGAACCACUGUACGGACAGAUGUGAGCGCAGGCAGAGCGGUGGGAGGGGAUGGGGGGGUUUGCCUGUAGCAGCUGUGAAAACUGAUCUCUGCUACAGUCAACUCGAGGCUUCUGGCUGUCCGGAGGGUUUACUCUUGAGGGUCUGUGUGAGCCACUCUGUGGGGAUCUUCCACAAGUGGAUUGCUGGGAUUAUUGGGGCAGAGGCGAUGCAGUACAUUCCUUCUCUCUCUCUCGCUUUCUUUCUUUCUUUCUUUUUUUAAAAACCACCUCUGUUACUGAGCCCUUUAACAAAUGUGAUACGGAGGAGAAAACUGAAGAUCAGAUGCAGGUGUCCAAAUUUAGCUCUGCUGCUGGGACCUAAUGAAUUCUAACCAGCAAUCUGGAAACAUCUGGGGUGGGGGACGGAAUGUCUCCUGCAUUCCCCACUAGGCCCGCAAGAGGGUGGUGGACUCUUUGUUUUCUCCCCGCUGAAGCGUGCGCGAGAGAGAUCUUGUCAUGCCUGCAGCAAGCCCCUUGUUGAGUUAGAACAAUCUCGGUGGCUGCCAUCACGCCCCGCAGGGUGUGCGUAUGCAAAGGAGCCCCAACCGAUGCCCGGGAGGCCGUCAUCCAAGCUGGUCUCGCCGCUUUUGUCUGUCGUGUCGGUUUUAUUAAUCCCUCUUCAGUUCCCCCUUCGCAGGAUACCCUUUGGGAGCUAUGCAGCCACGUUCCGGCUCAGCCGUACUCUUGGGGAAAGGGCGCUCUGGGCAAAGAAGGAAGCUCUGGGUUUGUGUAGAAAGGAAGGGAGAGAAGCAUCCCUUGAUCUCUGCGUCGUCGCCAUUUCUAGCAGAGAUCUGUCACUCAGCUCAGCACCAGCCAUUUCUCUUGCAUGGUUAAGUGGGCACCUGCGUCGCCGUCCUUCUUGGCGCUGGCAGCCGCCUUCUGCAGAGCUCCGCUUCCGAUCCCUGUGCUGCCCUCUGUCCACUGGCUCACCUGGUGGCAGUGCAGGGUAUCUUCUUGCGGGGAAGAAACUCGCAGACUCUGCUGGAAGGUGGGCAGAUGGGUGGCAGGGGGCGCAUCCUCUGUAGAUGCCUGUAGCAGUUGUCAAUACAGUCGCUGCUGUCGUCACUUGGAGGCUUCUGGCCAGCUGGAGCCUGAUUCAUGAACUCUUGUGUGGAAGCAGUUCAGUGGCAAUCCCACGUUUUUGGCUGCCUGGGUCUAUCCGAGCAAGGCUCUUUCCCCUGGUAACAACUGAGAGGAGAAGAGAGGGAAAACAUUGACAAGCUGAUGUGCCUGCAUAUGAGAUGAGCAGGGGGAUCAGAGUGGAGUGAUAGAAAGGGGUGCCACUUUUUCCGCUUUUGAAGACCAAAAUGGUCUUCGAAGCCUUCAGGAGAGGGAUGGACCCUAAGGAAGAUAAGAGAGAGAAAUAGCCACCAGACCGAAGUUUGUCACCUUUGUUAAAGUCGUUCUCCAUUUUCCAGAGCAUUGCUGAUGGCUCCCAAACGGUUCUGUGCAUGAUCCCUCCCUUGUCUGUCUGUGUGUGGGGUGGGAUGUCUUCUGUGUGGUGUUUUUUUGUUGUUGUUUUAUUCCCCUUUCUUUCCCUAUUCGGUAAGGAUGGGCCAAACUCCGAAAUAAAAAUCUAUGAAAACGAACUUAAAAUUUCUAAUAAAAAUGUCCUCCUUUUUAUAUAUAAAAGGGGAAAAAGCUAAUGCAGCCUUUUUCCAUUGCAGAGA
Hemicordylus capensis (graceful crag lizard) is the source of this 6777-nucleotide messenger RNA. It is a transcript of the gene PI4KB, whose product is annotated as phosphatidylinositol 4-kinase beta. Lineage: Eukaryota; Metazoa; Chordata; Lepidosauria; Squamata; Cordylidae. Gene Ontology annotation, biological process: phosphatidylinositol-mediated signaling; phosphatidylinositol phosphate biosynthetic process. Gene Ontology annotation, cellular component: cytoplasm; membrane. The coding region runs from base 599 to 3121 and encodes 840 amino acids. Gene Ontology annotation, molecular function: 1-phosphatidylinositol 4-kinase activity. The transcript has 14 exons. The record is from RefSeq and is a predicted model, not a curated record.